UACCGACGUAAUUUAAUCACAGUUAAUUAAGCAAACUUAUGUGAAGAACAACGUGUAAACUUGAUCACGCACUUGUAUAUUGUGUAAAAUGACGUUCCCGAUAAUUGCAAUUAUCGCAGCUUAAUUAUCAUCCAGCACGUUUUUGAUAUAAAAGUGCUGAAACACGUUACCUUGAUGGACAGACAACUUUCGGCAUCGAGUGUAAAAAGUAUUCUCACUGAUCAAAUAAGUAAAAAAACUUUCACUUCGAUUAAUGUGACUAUCGAAUAUGAAGAGUUUUAUUCUAGUUUUACUAUUCCAAUUUGUGACUCUAAUCGUAGUUAGUCAACCAGUGAGCAGAUUAAAUGACGUUGAUGCCACAGAUAUCACAAAUUAUGAAGCACACAGAUAUCCCAGGACUUUAAAAUCUAAGCAUCCAUCAUGCAGGAUCAACCAAUAUUUCGACGUAGACAAGGGCGAUUGUAUGGGAGUAAUCGGUGGUGGAAAAGCGCUUUAUAUAAAUAACAAAAAAUCUUGCGGAUCGAAUGUAUUAAAACCACACUGCACAAAUCCAAGAUACUACUACAUUUGCAGACAGAACAAAACCAUUUUGGCCCAGUGUCCCCAAAACAGACAUUUCGAAAGCCAUCUACAAAAAUGUAUCUUGGUACCUCGUGAGAAGCAUAUUUCUGCUACCAGCGGACAAAAUUCCGAUAUUUUUGAUUCUGUUCAACAUCUCGAUUGCCUAAAAACCGGCUCAUUUCCGGUUCCAGAUAACUGUGGUUUGUUUUAUACCUGCUCGAUGCAUGGUAAGAAAAUGAACAAAAAUUUCUACACGUGUCCAAAAAAUAUGGCUUAUGACACAGAAACUGAAAUGUGUAAACCAUCCAGUACUUGUCGUGAACCAGAAUCAUUAUCCUCAUGUAGAAAUCAUCCAUGGGAUGGAAAGAAAGAAAAUAUGGCAUUAAAGGAAGCUGUAUUUCCGAUAAAGAGAAGAUCGGAAACUUGUGAAACGAUGUUUACGAAUGAAGAAGACACUACGACUAAUUCAACGUCUAAGAAUGAUGAUGAAAUUAUGUUGACAACUACUUCUUACACCGAACCAAUCGUAUCUGAACUCACGCGAUCAGGUGAUAGUAAUGAUAUUGUAACGACGACGGAACGUGCUUUGGAAAAGUCACGUUUUACAAACACUGAAGAUUUCGCGAUACCUAUAACUGCCACGUAUUCAACAAUUGCAGUAGAGAACACGUAUCCGACUGAAUUUAAUUUACCCAUCGAAGUAAAUGGGAAUAAAGAAUUAGAAUCUACGACUGUAGCAGGACCAUUUGAAAAUGGUCAUACGAGAAUUAUAAUGGAUGAUCCUGAGGAGCAAUCACCUGAUGACCAAGAUAGAACUGCAUCAACAAUUUUAGAUGAUCCAUCAAUGUUAGAAAACAUAGAGCGAGAAAAAAUUCCUCGUUCUGAGAAUCCUAGUUUGGAGAAGCAAUAUAGUAAUACAGAGGAAUUUAACGAAGAGCCAACGUUUGGAAUCAGAAACAUCGACACUGAACCAAUAACUUUAGUCGAUCCUACAAGCCUCGGAAGUAACGAACCGAUUACAAACCUAGAUUCAAACAAACCACCUUUGGAAAUUCCUAUUGAUGAUCCUACAUUACAAAACCAACAUAGUACAACAAUAGCAUUUAACGAAGAAUCAAUCAAUGGAGCUGAAAACACCCUACCAAUAAUUACAGAGGAUGUUACAGCCCCUAGUCGACCAGAGGAACAACCGAUUGCAGAAAUGAUUCCAACUGAAUCGCCUGUACAAAUGCCUAUUGAAGAACCUAAUUUAGAAAACCAACAUAGUAUACAAGAAGAAUCCAGCGAAAAACCAAUUACUGAAAAUGAAAGCAUGAACAUUGCGCCAACAAUUUCAGAUGAUCCUGUAAUCCUUAAUAAUGUAGAAGCAAAAGAGGAACCGCCUACAUCAAAAAUUCCAAUUGAACCAUCCGUGCAAAUUCCCAUUUCUGAAGACCCUAAUUUGGCAGAUCAAUAUAAAGCACCAGAAAAUUUGAGCGAAGAAUCAACUACUGAAACUGAAAACAUUAACAGUGAAGAAAUAAUCGUAGGUGAUCCAACAACUCUUAUCAAUACAGAACCAGAAGAAGAACCGGUAACACAAGUAGCUUUAAGCGAAUUACCGGUUAUAAAUCCUACUACUGAAAAUCCUGAAUUACCGAUACCUGAAAUUGAAAAUAUUAACACUGAACCAACAACCCUUAUCAAUACAGAACCGCAAGAGGAACCGGCAACAAAAGUAAUUUCAGACGAAUCACCGGUUAUAAUUCCUACUACUGAAAAUCCUGAAUUACCGAUACCUGAAAUUGAAAAUAUUAACACUGAACCAACAACCCUUAUCAAUACAGAACCGCAAGAGGAACCGGCAACAAAAGUAAUUUCAGAUGAAUCACCAGUUGGAAUUUCUUCUAAUGAAAAUUCUGCAUUACCUAUUACUGACAUUGAAAAUGUUAAUACUGAACCAACAAUUCCACCUGAUCCAUCCACCCCUAUAAAUACAGAACCGGAAGGGGAACCAGCAAAAGAAGUAGUUUUAAACGAAUCACCAGUUGGGAUUCCAACCACUGAAAAUCCUGAAUUACCGAUUCCUGAAAUU
Molecule: messenger RNA, 2635 nt
Organism: Bombus impatiens (common eastern bumble bee)
Lineage: Eukaryota; Metazoa; Arthropoda; Insecta; Hymenoptera; Apidae
Product: mucin-17-like
Exons: 2
Cellular component (GO): extracellular region
Molecular function (GO): chitin binding
Source: RefSeq, a predicted model, not a curated record